This is a messenger RNA of Perca flavescens (yellow perch), 1266 nucleotides long. RefSeq names its product inhibin subunit beta Ab (gene inhbab). The record is from RefSeq and is a predicted model, not a curated record. Bases 1 to 1266 code for a protein of 421 amino acids. The transcript is spliced from 2 exons. Gene Ontology annotation, molecular function: hormone activity; cytokine activity; growth factor activity. NCBI's taxonomy places the organism in Eukaryota, Metazoa, Chordata, Actinopteri, Perciformes, Percidae. Gene Ontology annotation, cellular component: extracellular region.
AUGUCUUCUCUGUUUUCUGCCUUCUUCUUCCUGGCCAUCGGUCUUCUCGUGGACGCCUCUCCGACUGUCUCUCUGCCUCCGGAGAUCUCCUUGGUGUCUCCACCUUCUCCACCUUCUCCAGCGUCUCUAGGGUCUCCACCGUCUCCACCGUCUCCGGCCUGUCCGUCCUGCUCCCUGCCUCAGACCAGGAGGAACUCGUCGUCUCCCGACGGACAGAGCGACAUGGUGGAGGCAGUGAAACGUCACAUUCUCAACAUGCUGCACCUGAGCAGCCGGCCCAACCUGACGCAGCUCGUCCCGCGCGCCGCGAUGCUCAACGCCAUCCAGAAGCUGCACGUGGGCCGCGUGGCCAAGGACGGCAGCGUGGAGAUCCAGGAGGACAGCUGGGGCCCCGGGGCCUCAACGCCACCCGAACCCACCUCUGAAAUCAUCAUCUUCGCUGAGCCAGGAGCCUCCCCGGACACGGUGACCUUUGACCUUUCUCAGGACGGCAGUGGCUCGGCGCUGGUGGAGCAGGCCAACGUCUGGAUCUUCCUCAAGAUUUCGAAGGGAAAGCGAGCGAGUGUCAAAGUGUUGCUGCGGCUGCUGCAGCGUCACCGCGACAACGGCGGCGAUGAGAAUGAGGAAUGUGUUUCGGAGAAGAUGGUGGACGCUCGCCGCAGCGGCUGGCACACGCUCGCCGUCUCCCGCAGCGUCCAAACGCUGCUGGAUGCCGGCGGGGGCUCGCUCAGCCUGCGGGUCUCCUGCCCGCUGUGCGCGGAUGCCGUGCCCGUCCUGGCGCUGGGGGGGGGCGAGCACAGCGGUGCCCGGGACCAGUCCCACCGGGACCAGUCCCACCGGGACCAGUCCCACCGACCGUUCCUCAUGGCGGUGCUGCAAGCCCCGGAGGAGGGGACGCAGCGGCGAGUCAAGCGAGGCCUGGAGUGCGACGGGAAAAUACGCGUCUGCUGCAAACGGCAGUUUUACGUGAACUUCAAAGACAUCGGCUGGAACGACUGGAUUAUCGCUCCGUCCGGUUACCAUGCCAACUACUGCGAGGGAGAGUGCCCCAGCCACAUGGCGGGCUUCAGCGGCUCGGCGCUGUCCUUCCACUCCACCGUCAUCAACCAUUACCGCAUGCGCGGCUACAGCCCGUUUCAGAACAUGAGGUCGUGCUGCGUUCCCACGCGGCUGCGAGCCAUGUCCAUGCUCUACUACAACGAGGACCAGAAGAUCAUCAAGAAAGACAUCCAGAACAUGAUCGUAGAGGAGUGCGGCUGCUCGUAA